Molecule: messenger RNA, 447 nt
Organism: Kuraishia capsulata CBS 1993
Lineage: Eukaryota; Fungi; Ascomycota; Pichiomycetes; Pichiales; Pichiaceae
Exons: 1
Coding region: 1-447 (148 amino acids)
Biological process (GO): protein import into mitochondrial matrix
Cellular component (GO): mitochondrial inner membrane; TIM23 mitochondrial import inner membrane translocase complex
Molecular function (GO): transmembrane protein transporter activity
Source: RefSeq, a predicted model, not a curated record
AUGCCCUUGACAACUUUUGGAGCAAGAAGACUAACAGUAUUUAAGGUAAUUGGUGGUUGCGUCUGGCAUGGUAUCAAAGGAUUUCGUAAUUCCCCUAUUGGAGAACGUGGUUCGGGAGCCGUCUUGGCGAUUAAGGCCAGAGCACCAGUCGUGGGUGGAAACUUCGGUGUUUGGGGUGGUCUUCUGUCUUUCUACGACUGUGGAAUCAAGCACAUCAGAAAGAGAGAGGACCCCUGGAAUGCCAUCAUUGCAGGGUUUUUCACGGGUGGAAGUAUAGCAAUUAGAGGUGGCUGGAAACACACCAGAAACUCCGCUAUCACCUGUGCGUGUGUUCUUGGUGUCUUCGAGGGUGUCGGUAUGAUGUUCCAAAGGUGGAUCGCCACACAAAACAAGCCUAUGGCCAUACCCGAGGGAGCUGAGAUGCCUUCGCCCCCUCUUGCUGCUUGA